UCACAAACUGCACGCGCGAACUAUGUACACUGUAGUGAGGUUCUGUUGGAAACUGCAUAUUUUAAACUUGUUUGCCGCAUAAAGUGAUUCUUGGAGCAAGUAAUGACCACAAGUCAAGUUCUUAAAGAUGUUGUUGCCUAUGUUGAUGUGUGGUCAUCGGACAAAACAGCAAACUAUGCAAAACCAUUCGUUCAGCAGCUGCAGGAAAUGGGAGCUCAGGUACCAAAAACAUUCAAUAAACAAGUCACACAUGUCGUCUUCAAGAAUGGUCAUCCAGCCACAUGGAGGAAUGCCAAGAAAAGUGGUGCCAGGCUUGUUUCCGUUCUCUGGGUCAGCAGGUGUUACGAGGAUGGCGUGCGUGUGGAUGAGGAGUUGUAUCCGGCCUUAAAUGAUGAAAGCAACCCUGUGUUAAAGAACAGAAGACAUCGUAAUAUGCAGCCGAAGGAUUCUCCAGAGAGGACACCUGAAAACGACAGACGCAUGAAGAAAAAACUAGACAAGAUGAUGAAAGACCUUCACCCUAAACAAGCUCUGGUCACAGAAGUGUCUCCCAUCAUUAUUGACGAGGAGAACGGAAUAGUUUAUAGCCCUGCAUUGAAACGAUCGGAUUAUAUGGCUCAGCGUUUGAAGGACAUGAAGGAGAAGCGAGAGAACCUCUCACCCACAGCUUCACAGCUGGUUGAAGCCCGCUCACCCACUGGACUGAAGCCUUCCCUCGGGAGCACACCAACCGUCUUCAAAUUAAAGUAUGACCAGUCGGAUGAUGAUUCGAGUGCUUCUGCUGCUGAACCAGGUUACUCACCUGACAAGGAAGAGGGGAGAACAAAAGUUGUUCCGACCAACCAUAACCGUCAUGAUCUCCGCCGCAGGAAAAGCUCUGAGAAGCCUUGGCUGUCACCCUGCCGCGAUGUACCACAGCGGAUUCCAAGUCCAUUGAAAUGCCCCGAAUUCAAAGACAACGAGGACGAUGUAGGGAGUACACCAAAAAAAACAAGACGGACCUCAGUGAGAAAAAAGCUAGCAGAGACACGUACAUCUGUAGGUUUGAUGGAAAGCUCUCGUCAGGAUAAGAAAUCGGACAUUUACAAGAACAUUCAUGAGGAAAAAAGGGAAUCUCUGACAAAAACUCCAAGCCCAUCUCCUAAUAAAUCUGAAAAGGGAAAGGGAAAAUCGAAAGCAGUGAAAUCCCUUAAAGUGACUAGGACCUGUUCUGUUUCUGAUGCUGUGAACUCUCUUAGUUGUCUCUCAUCUCCAGCUGAUAAUGCAAAGUCUAAAGAACCUUCUCCUCCAGUACAGAAAGUUCCCAAACGACCCAGACACUCGUUUUCUGCUCUGGUACGAUCGUCCACAGCGUCCAGUGACUCUAAAAGUGUCGCCUCUUGUUCCACUGAAGGUGAUGAUCAUGUGUUUGAGGACUGUUUCUCCCCCGCUAACCGUCGGAGAGCAAAAACGUCGGUUUUGUUUAAUCUGCCUGCAAUGAAAGACCCCUUCGUUCACAUUCCUUUUGAUCUGGAUUCUGUACCACACAAGAGAAAACAAAGACGAAGUGAAACCAUGGGAUCUGAGGAUAACAGUAAAAAGAAGAGAAAACUGGAAGAGGGUCGGAGUGGCAGAAAUCGCAGACAGCCAUCCGAUGCCAGCAGUGAGCCUCUGAUUCAUCCACAACAGGAUGUUGAAGACUCUCUGCCUGCUUUGGGUAGUUCAGUAGCUAAUGUGCGACCUGUAGACAGAAGACAAAGCACUUUACCAUUUACAAGCAGCUGUACAACCACAAGUGCUGCGGUAAAAAAGAGAAGAGCUUCUAUAUCAGUGCAACCGACAAGUCAAACAGAAUCUAACGCAGAGUCCAAUCCACAGAAACACUCUGCUGCCAGAGCCCCCUCAUGUAGCUCGGAAAGUCGAGGAAAUGAAUGUGGCGUUGGAGCUGCUUUGACGGAGAUCCUCUCUGAAGGAGAAGAGGAGAGUGUUCAGAAAAUGGUCAACAGAACAACGGCUAUGAGGACAAUGGUCAUGACGAGCUUGCCCACUGAGUAA
Messenger RNA from Labrus bergylta (ballan wrasse), 2034 nucleotides. The record is from RefSeq and is a predicted model, not a curated record. NCBI's taxonomy places the organism in Eukaryota, Metazoa, Chordata, Actinopteri, Labriformes, Labridae.